This is a messenger RNA of Cydia pomonella (codling moth), 1287 nucleotides long. RefSeq lists its product as uncharacterized. The transcript is spliced from 3 exons. NCBI's taxonomy places the organism in Eukaryota, Metazoa, Arthropoda, Insecta, Lepidoptera, Tortricidae. The record is from RefSeq and is a predicted model, not a curated record. Bases 340 to 1167 code for a protein of 275 amino acids.
UUGACAGAACGAUUUGACUAAGUACUAUUAAUACUUACAUCACUAACUCCACAAACUGUACACAUCUUGGUCAUUAAUAUUAUCUAUGCACCCUAAAGGGCAUGGGCCUUCCCCGAGAGCCACAAACAAAGAUUUCGUCACCCCAUACGUUGUCGCUUUCUUUUACACAAUGUAAGAGUGAGAUCGAUAAACUCGUCCGUCUUCAAGCCACUCCGAACGAAACCCGAAAAUAAACGAUUGCGAUUGCGCAGUCGUAGUUUGGACAUUGAAGAACUGAGUAAUGUUUUGUUUGGAUUAUGGUUUUAUCUAAACUACAAGUGCUUUUUCGUAACAAUAACUAUGGGGCUUUCUACAUUACAAAACGAUUUUGCAAUUAUAGCAGUGUUUGACGGUAAUAUAGUGACUGUGUUUCCAAAAACUGAGCGAAAAUCAAAGUGGUGUGUUAAUUGGAUCACGGAAACCAAAUUUUGGUACUUAGACAAAGACCAUGCUUACGAUUAUCGAGAAGGAAUAUUUGUAGAUGUUGCCCGUGACGAAGGCGAUUAUUGGAAAAUAACUUCGAAUCGGAUAGAAUGGCUUUCCACGGCCUUCUCCGUAUUUCCAGAUCCGAAAGUAAAAAGUGAUGAAGUUCAUGAAAAUUUACAAGAAAAACUGGAUAAAAAACUGAAUAAAAAGACAGAUGUACAGGAAGAAUCAUGCAUGAUAACUAUAGAAAAUCUACAUCUAUGGAAACAAAUGAAGAAACAUUACCCAGUGCAAGUACGACCAAUAAACUUUGAUCCAAAUUGGCCUAAACGGUGUUUGGCUUUAGACCCAAGUUUCUUUUUACCGUCGGCCAAUGUGGAACAGAGCAAAUUGAAAGAAUUUUCUAUGGAAGAUGAAUACCUAAUGGAGCCUUAUAUUAAAAAAACCCAGAUGAGAAGUGGUUCCCUACCUAUAGUUGUAUACCUAACAGAAGUAGAGGUUCUUCUAUGUACUGUUUUUUUUUUUAGUUUAGGAAAGGGUUCGUUUUGUUCGGAGUUCCUUUUUUUCAAUUUAAAUUUAAUAAUUCAUUACUAUAGAGGCCAGGAAUCGAAGGGUUGUAGGCCAAGUAGAUAUAGACGACCAAGCGUAGCUAGGCGUAGGAUACGCGGCCGGCAACGCAGUUUCUCGACGAGAUUGGUAUAGUGUUUUUCUCAAACUUGUAAUGAAAUGGAAAUUUGUUUUAUUCGUAAGUUUACACAGCUAAAAACAAAUUACGAAUCUACUAUUAUUUUAUGGUUGAAUGCCAAGCCGUUGUGUCACAAU